CAGCUCUUUUCUUGAGAAUUAAGGUUAGCCUUUGACUCCCAUUUAUGCUUUCAGCUAACACCUUGAGACUAGAUUCCCAUUUUUUCCCUAACUUUUAUUUGGCUUAAAGUUUGCAAAUUUUGAUGCUUUAUGUGUAUUUUGAAUUUCUCCCUCUUUUUUUCUUCUUUCAAUCUGGACUAUAAAGGGGGUGUUUCUGUUACUUGGUCGUCGUGCAUUCCUGAUAAAGAGGCUGAGGAAGAAAGGAAUUGCAGUGAAAUGAAAGGUGGGUCAGAUCCCAGCAUUUCAUUAGAAAUGGAGAGCAAGAUGAAUAUGGAAGUUCUUGAUAUAGAGCCAAUUCGUGCUGAAGCUGAGAUUUUUGAAGCACCANCCCCCCCCCCCCCAAAAAAAAAAAAUCCAACAAAAAACCUCUUAAAGAUUAGGAUUUUGGAUGACGUUGUCCAAGAAAGUAAUUACAGACCCUAGGAUUCCAUAAUUUUUCAGGUUCAAUUCAAGAAACUGAUUGCUGGAGUGAAAUGCUUGAGCUCUCAAACAUGAAAUAUGAGAGCAAAAUGUUAGUUGAGGAAAACUGCAUGAUCUUCCCCACCUCUUUCAGUUCUGAGGAUAUUGACUGCUUGGAGAACGUAACAGACUUCUUGCCUGAAAGCAUAUCAUCUGACAAUAACGAUUUAGAAGUACUAUACAAUCUUGCCCAUUCAUCAAGCGCACCAAUCCAUAGAUCUUCAAUGGAGACACACAAUGAGCUUAGUGUAGGUGGGCCCAAUGUGGAUCACGAGGCAAAGAUUUCUUCCCAAGACAGUAACUUUGAUGCUCCUCGUACACAAAGAGUGCGUAAGCCUACUCGGAGAUAUAUUGAUGAAUUAGCACUAGCAGAGGAUCUUAACCCAAGAUGUGUUAAGAAAAAGGACAAAUGUCAUAAGUUCAAAAACAGCAUGAAACAAAAUGAACAUUUAGCAGAAGAGUUUCAAGCCGAAGAGACUCUCUGUGAAGCUAUUCAAGUUCCCUUUGGUCCUCCCGUUCCCGAAGAAUGUCGUCCGGAGCCCAACAGAGACGGUGAUAAGAAAUGUGCGCCUGAGGUUAAGAAAGUCAAUCAGGACAUGAUGCCAUCUUUUGCGUCUGAAAUUUGUCAUAAAAGGUAUGAAUUGGCCGUAUACAAUCCCUCCAAGGCGAUACCACUCGAGCCCAGACCUGAAGAAUGUGAUAAGAAGUGCAUGUUCAAUGGGAAGCCCGUGAAUGGGACCCACACGUUAUCUUUUGGUUCCAAAGAAUGUAGCAAGAGUCCAACUUCUUGUCAUGUGAACAAGGUGCUUACAUCGGAUGAGGAGGAUAUUGAAAUGGCACUGACACUGUAUGAUGAGAGAAGGGCUCGAAGGAAACACCACAGGCUAUGGACCGUUACAGAGGUGAAGAAGUUAAUAGAUGGUGUUUCUCAGUUUGGAGUUGGGAGAUGGAGUCAAAUAAAGAAGCUUUUCUUCUCUGCAUCUGACCAUAGGACACCAGUAGAUCUCAAGGACAAGUGGAGAAACCUCUUAAAAGCCAGCUAUCUUCAAACACAAAGCAAGAAACCGGGUAAAGGAGCAAAGCAAAACUUUUCGUGGCGGCCAUUGCCGAAGCCCAUUUUGCACAAAGUCAUUGAAUUGGCCACUGUGCAUCCAUAUCCAAGAAACUGCAAGUCCAAGAACUAUUAGAUCUUCCCUCUUCUUCUUAUUACCAAUAAACCCCAAGCAAAAUCAUUCAGGUGUGAAAAGUUAAUCUAUUUAGCACUUUUUAGCAGAAUGUAUAUUCAUAAACAUCCUCUGCACUUGUACCCAAGAAUGUCAUGAAUUUGUAACCUUUCUAAAAUCAAUGGUAAUUGGUAAGUUGGAAAUGUACAAGCAAGUAGGUACGUACUCGAAGCGUGCACGUUAUAAAAUUAGUAUAUGCACAUUCUACGAGUAACAUAAUGCUUAUUGAAUGUACAAGAAAGUAGGUUCAUCCGA
Molecule: messenger RNA, 1976 nt
Organism: Cuscuta campestris
Lineage: Eukaryota; Viridiplantae; Streptophyta; Magnoliopsida; Solanales; Convolvulaceae
Source: the annotation of a GenBank genome assembly